Messenger RNA from Syngnathoides biaculeatus (alligator pipefish), 1553 nucleotides. RefSeq names its product serine protease 33-like. The transcript is spliced from 6 exons. Lineage: Eukaryota; Metazoa; Chordata; Actinopteri; Syngnathiformes; Syngnathidae. Gene Ontology annotation, molecular function: serine-type endopeptidase activity. Gene Ontology annotation, biological process: proteolysis. Bases 78 to 1004 code for a protein of 308 amino acids. The record is from RefSeq and is a predicted model, not a curated record.
UAUUUCCUCACGGGCGUGUCUCUGAUUACAAGAAUCGCGCGUACCUGGUGACGGAGAUACUUUCGUCACCUUGCAAAAUGGAAUUGUGUCGGGUGGGCUUCCUGCUUCUCGCGCUCCUGGUCCCUGGUGGCGCUGGGCAGCUGGAUGUAUGUGGCAUAGCGGAGAACAACCCCAGGAUCGUCGGCGGAGUGGCGGCACCCGAGGGGGCGUGGCCCUGGCAGGGGAGCCUGCACAGAAAUGGCUUCCACACGUGCGGAGCGUCACUGAUCAACAACCAAUGGGUGCUGUGCGCCGCUCACUGCUUCCCAACCCUGACCAUCAGCAAUCUGCUGGUCUACCUGGGCCGCCAGACACAGCUGGGGACAAAUAACAACGAGCAGGUUCGUUCCGUGGUGGAGCUCAUCCGCCACGAAGACUACAACACUGCCACCAACGACAACGACAUCGCCUUGCUGCGACUCUCCUCGCCCGUCGAGUUCACCACCUUCAUCCGGCCCGUGUGCCUCGCCUCUCCUGACAGCGACGUCCCACCCGGAAGUGAAUCCUGGGUCACCGGAUGGGGCAAUAUUGGAACUGACGUUCCGCUUCCGUCGCCGCAAGUGCUGCAGGAAGUGACGGUUCCAGUGAUAUCCAACAGCGACUGCAACAAUGUAUACGGCACAAUCACCAGCAACAUGAUCUGCGCUGGACUUUCAGAGGGGGGGCGGGACUCGUGCCAGGGGGAUUCAGGCGGUCCGAUGGUGGCCAAAAACGAUACUAGGUGGAUUCAACUUGGCGUGGUGAGCUUUGGGUUUGGAUGCGCUUUGCCCGAUUUUCCGGGAGUCUACACCCGAGUGUCCCAGUACCAGACCUGGAUCACGGAACGCAUCACCGGCGACAUGCCGGGCUUCGUGAGAUUUGUGCCCGGCACAGUGACCACGAGUGGCGGCGUGACGGCGUUCCUCUGGGCUCCUCUGCUGUUCGCUCUUCUGCCGUCCAUCUUGACCGCCGUGCCGCUUCUGUGAUGAGGGGCAACAGCAUCAAGUGGACGCGCUCAAACCAAAUGAAAAUUUGGUGGCUGCACGUUACCUGAUUCAAAGCUAACCAUAAUUCAUUUGAAUUCUUGCCAUUUUCCCAAUUACGAAUUUAGUUUUUCUCAAGUAUUGGUGAUUAAUUGAUAUUUAAACAAAGACCAAAACGGGCUUCAAUAAUUUGCUUUUGUAUUGAACUUCUUGAUUUUCUGUGCCAAAGGUUCAAAAUGUUUGCACUGAUGAAAAAAAUGUAGUCAGAAAUGGCAAAGUUCCUUUUUCUUUGUCACACUUUCACCUCAUGCAACGUUUUGCACUUAUUUAAAUUUACACCUACAUGUGAAGUGGUCAAUUUGAAAUGAAGUACAGUCAUGGAUACUGCAAUCAGAGUCUGUUAGAUACUGUUCUUUUGCAGUAUCUGAUAUUGAAUGUACAGAAGCUUUUUUCUGUUCUUUUUUUUUUAAAUAGUUUUAUGGAAAUGUAAAAUAAUAUUGGUAUUGCUGGACAUUGGGUUGUUAUUCUUGAAGUAAAUGCUAUCGAUCACAA